CUAAAGCUUAUAGUAGGUUGGGUUAAUUUCCGUACAAACUAAAACAAGAGAAACACAUAACGGGAAAUCGAAGAAAGAAAAGAAAACAAUGGCGGUUCCAGGGAGGCGCAAUGGAUUGCUUGAAGAAGACGAACACGACGAUGACAACGCUCUCUUCCAAGAAAACGAUCUCGCGAUGGACCUUGAAGCCGACACCCCUCCUCACCUUCGCGACCUGGCCGCAGCCGCCCAGUUCGGCGACCUCAACGCUCUUCGCCUCGCCCUAGACAACUUGAAUGGCGCCAUCGAUGAACCUGUAGAAGAUGGUGACACAGCUCUCCAUCUUACCUGCCUUUAUGGUUAUCUGCCUUGUGUCCAGCUACUUCUGGAAAGAGGGGCUAAUUUGGAGGCCAAGGAUGAAGAUGGGGCAGUUCCUUUGCAUGAUGCCUGUGCUGGGGGAUUUACUGAGAUAGUACAACUUCUACUUGACAGAGCCACCAACAGUGGAUGUCUGAAAAGGAUGCUAGAUUCAGUUGAUACGGAAGGUGAUACUCCUCUUCAUCAUGCAGCACGAGGUGAGCAUGUGGAGGUGAUAAGAUUGUUGCUGACUAAUGGGGCUUCUCCCACAAAGACAAACACAUAUGGAAAGAUACCAUGUGAGCUAGCUGACCCUGAAACGGAUGCGUGGAGAGUUCUUGAAGCUGCUGCUAGUGCUCAGACCUCCCAGUAAAGCUACACAUGAUGAUUCUUGAAAAUUGCUUAGCCAGUGUUAGAGGAGCAGAGUUGACUGGUGGCUACUUUUUUGCUGCCACUCUACCAUGGACAGUUGAGGGCAAACAUUUUUGAGGCUAGGAUGAAAUAUUUGUUUCUCAUUAAAUUUAAUACUAGUAUCUUAGGAGAAAACAGAGCUUGUAAGUUUUAGCUUUUAAGUGCUACCCUGUUGUUUUUGCAUAGGAACAAAUAACAUUCCGAGUCAGAUUUUGUCAUGCAUUAUCUUUUUAAUGAUUCGGAUGAUAUAGUAAUAUUGUUUUGUAUUGGCCAAGAGAAAAAAAUUAGUAUUUUUCAACUUGCCAGACAUCUCAAAGCGGACAACCUGUUUUUUCACCGUCUAAUUUUUAUAGCUGAUGUGAUCAACCUUUCCCGAAGACACAUCCCUCGGUUCUUUCAUCGUCCAAUGAGAUCCUCGGCUUGUUCCCUUUCCACUUUAACCAACUUCUCUUUCUUUAUACCUUGUUGGUGCAAUAAUUAUCCGAGGCCAAGUCAUCCAAUUAUUUGCCAACUCUAAAGAAUCAGACUAGAGAAAAACCCAAUAGCUUUUUGACUAGUUCAACUUUUGUUCCAAUCAUAGCUUGCUAUGUCUAGUUGUGAUACUUGCAUAAUAAUGCCAACUGUACCUAUUUACUAUCUCCUUCAUUUGCUUGUCAUAAUUAUGUUAUUGCACAUAAAUUACCAUAAUGCAGUGUCAGCGUUCACCGAAAGAUUAACGAAUUAACCGACUGCUGAUCACAAAAAACCAGGCCAUAUCCCAGUGGUCAGCGGCAGAUUCCUCCUACCAAGCAUUAACAAAGGAACAACCUUUAAAUUCUUGUCUUCUCUCAUUCCUAUUAAAAGAGAGGCCUGGAAGUGGCGGCUACGCUGGUUAUAGAGCUCGGGCUGAUUAUGAUCAUCUUAUCAAGCUUCUUCUUAUCCCCCGAGUGUGGGAAAUGUUGUUUGAUACUUCGAUUCUCAGAUGAUUUUUUUACAUUGUUACCACAAUAUGAGCGUGUCUUUGAACAACUGUAAUAUUGUCAUGUUAUGAUACUAGUUAUUGAAUCUCUCUUCGUAGUAUCCCAUAAAGUUAAUGUUUCUACCCUGAUUGAUCUGCGAAUGUGGGACACCGCUAGCCAAGAACGUUUCAGCACAAUUAGAACAGGUGUGAAAAAUGUUUAUAUUUGAUGUAGUUUGUUGUCGUGUUUUACCUUGUCUCUACCAUUUGUUUGAGUAACUUUGAUUCCAAAAAACAAAAAUGAUUGUCUUUUAUCUUUCAUCAAAAUAAUAUUUGGCUAGUUGACAGAUUACCUAAAUGACUGAGUAAUAACUUGUUAAUAUGGUUCUGGUUAGAUAAUGAGAUAGAUGGAGACUUGAGUUUUACUGCUUGAGACAGGUCUAGUAAUAUUUUUGCCAUCC
Molecule: messenger RNA, 2145 nt
Organism: Durio zibethinus
Lineage: Eukaryota; Viridiplantae; Streptophyta; Magnoliopsida; Malvales; Malvaceae
Biological process (GO): protein ubiquitination; positive regulation of protein catabolic process
Molecular function (GO): protein binding
Source: RefSeq, a predicted model, not a curated record